Lagopus muta (rock ptarmigan) is the source of this 1289-nucleotide messenger RNA. Its product is annotated as protein MANBAL-like. Lineage: Eukaryota; Metazoa; Chordata; Aves; Galliformes; Phasianidae. The transcript has 4 exons. Gene Ontology annotation, cellular component: membrane. The coding region runs from base 268 to 525 and encodes 85 amino acids. The record is from RefSeq and is a predicted model, not a curated record.
GGAGUGGAAGACAGUGUGGUGGUGGCAGCAGGAGCUGGUGAGGGUGCUGCUCCCACGGAACAGGAGGCUGCUGCUGGAGGUGACAAACCUCAGGGAGAAGAAAAGGAGAUUGAUGUUUCUCAGACCGUCGAGGAGCAGAGUGUGAGUGGCUGCGCCGUUGCGUUGGGCCUCAGGAGAACAGUGUGUGACUGUGUCUCGAGCAUCGUGCGUGGCCGUUGGCAGAAAGCAGCCUCCUGGAGAGCAGCAGAGCAGCAGGCUGUCUGCGCUAUGGCCGCUGAAGUGCGUUUCUCGCCCCCUGAGGUCCCUGAGCCCACGCUGAUGGAGAACGUGCUGCGCUCCGGCCUCUUCUUUGGAGCCGUUUUCCAGCUGGUGUGCGUGUGGGCCAUAACCCUGCCAGUUCCCAAGUGCCCAGAGACAGACUGGGACGGCUUGGAGUCUAAGACUUGGGAGACGGUGAAGAAACCAAAGGCAAGUGCUGCACAGCUAAGCAAGAAAGCCAAGAAGGAAAGCCAAAAGAAACGGUGAGGGCUUGAGCGCUAAGCCUCCAAGGCCAAAGGAAGCAGCUGGAAUGCUGGCUGAGAGGUGCUCCAAAGGCAGCGCACUGUCCGUCUGGUUUUGUGGCGUGGCCGUGCUUUCCCUUGCCCGGACAUUGGAGAGGAACUGAGGAAGCUGGAAGGGCUUCUGAUGCGCGACCAAGAAAUCGGACUUUGCCUGUGCGGGAUUUCAUGUGUGGCAAGAGCUGGGGACGCUGCAUUCCUUCAGGGUCCUUCAGCUCGAUAGCUGUUUCAGAAUGUUGAUGAUGAGGUGAACUUAGCGCGUGUCGCUGGUCCUGAGCGGUAUCCAGCCUAUUUUAUUGUCUGUUGACGUAUCUACAGAAUGCAACCCAAAUCCCUUAGUUUAAAAUAAAAGGGAAAGAAAGCUUUUAGACCUGGUGCUGCCUCUUUCAGUAGCUGGUCCAAACAUGCCUGGCUUGGGCUGGCAGUGGCAGGGCGAUGAACGGGCCGGCUUCACGUCCCUCCCUGGCGAUGGAGCUGCUUUUCCCGCGUUUCCAUGCUGGUCUUGCCCAGCGGUGGCCUUUCAGCCAAAGCGUAAGUGCGAGCGAAGCGUGUGAGCAUCAGCUUGCUCUGUGAGGCGUGAGAGAAAGAAAAGGAGAGGAAGCAGCGCGCGAGGAAGCCAGGUGUCCCUGCACUCAGCCCCUUGAGCUCGUCCCUCCAGCUUCCCUGGUGGCUUUUUCAGCCUUGUGUAGCACUGACUGUUCCUGCUUGCCCUGGGAAGGCCAGCUGCAGCUG